Messenger RNA from Saccoglossus kowalevskii, 4869 nucleotides. RefSeq lists its product as uncharacterized. Gene Ontology annotation, cellular component: nucleus. The record is from RefSeq and is a predicted model, not a curated record. Lineage: Eukaryota; Metazoa; Hemichordata; Enteropneusta; Harrimaniidae. Gene Ontology annotation, biological process: smooth muscle cell differentiation; positive regulation of transcription by RNA polymerase II. Gene Ontology annotation, molecular function: transcription coactivator activity.
CGGCGAUGUUUGCUGAAAAAUACUGUUUGCAGGCACCCAUUACCUUAUCGGAUACAGAAAGCUAGGUCAUAAAGUCUUGGAUGUUCUUUGUUGUUGAAAACAGAAUUUCAAGCGCCAAGUCAGAGUUCAAAUCUGGCGGGACUUCCUCCAAUGUUGCAUGUCACCCCUCCCCUCGGAGGGGCGGCUGCGACAUCCUCUUUAUCGACCACUGCAGCAACUAAUUUUUCUACAGCAGCAGUAAAUUUCCCAAAUGUGGCAACUAAUAUAACAACUACUGUUCCGGCCUCUUUCUCAACAACAGUGCCUAGCUCUUUCACCGGUUUUACCUCGGCUUCAACAUCAUCAUGGCCAGGUGUUACGGCAACCAACUCAAAAGAAAUAACAAAUCUAACUUUGUGUGGUGCAGGGAACCCUUUUAUAAAAGGAGGUAGUUUACCAAACCCUUUUUCAAUCUCAAGGCCAAGGGUUGCUGCAAUGGGGACAACCACAAUAACUACUAUUGGUGUUGGAGACCUGGAGGAAGCUGAACAUCAUGAACCUGUUAUCAAAAGGGAUCUUACAAAAAACAUGGAUGUGCUGGCACUGAAACUAAAACAGAGAAGAUCAAGAGAGGAGCUUGUAAACCAAGGCAUUAUUCCACCAUUGAAAACACCUCCGGCAUUUCAUGAACAAAGACAAAGGCUUGUUAGAGCACAGGUUGGUGAUCAUUUGCAGAGGAAGAUUAGGAUGAGACCCGAAAGAGAUGAAUUAGUCAAACACCAUAUAUUGGAAGAUACGAAAUAUGAACCGCUAGUUCACAGUAACCAGAUGAGAUUAAAACGUGCCAGGUUAUCUAGUGAUCUUAAUGAAAAAAUUAGAAAUAGACCUGGACCAUUAGAGCUGAUAGAAGGAAAUAUUCUUAAAACAGAACCAGCUGUUGAAGAUGCUGUAAAAAGUGGAGAUGUGCCGUUUUUAAAGACUAACAGUCUAGAUGUAGAUGCAGAUGUUUUCAAUGAUGAUACGCAGGAAAUCAGUGAUGAUGCCUUAUCGCCUCCACAACCAAUGGAGGCCGUAGCACCAGGUGGUCUUGCAUCCAUCCCUUCACCUCCUGAUUCUUUGGCAUUCCUGACAAAACAAGAGGAUGAAGAGGAACCUGACAACAGAUAUACCAUCCUGCCCCAGCAGCAUACAUUCACAUUCGCUCCGACUGGCAACGCUAACACAGUUACAAUGUCGACUAGCAGUCUCACUAAUGCCAUUAAUAGGGUUACUCAAGUUGUAAAUCAGCAACAACAGCAGUUCAAACAGCAGCAGCAGCAACAAAUGCAACAGCAGCAAGCUGCAGCAUCCCUGAAAUCCGGACAGCAAUCAACGAAGCAUACAACACGGAAAAAUAAACAGAAAAAGACAAAACCUAAAGAGAUAAAAUUUCAUGAGUAUAAACCACCAAAUGAACAGCAUACUAAGAGUGAACCACAACCAUCAAUGGAUUCUUCAUAUUCUGUACUGUUACAACAACAGCAGUUGUUUCUGCAGUUACAGUUGCAGUUACAACAACAGCAGCAAGGACAUUUCAUAUUACCAAAUCCACCUAUUAAUCCCCAGCAACCAAUAACGACAGCACAGCUACAGCAGUUGUCUCACCAGACCACAUCAACUGCUACAGUAACAACAGCUACUGUCUCAACAUCUUCAUCCAUCGGAAGCCCAAGCCCAACUAGCAGUACACCUCAGUCAAAGCAGACAAUCUGUAAAUCAAAAAGCACAACAAACUUGGAAGAUAUGAAGGUUCCCGAAUUAAAAGCUGAACUGAAGAUUAGAGGACUGCCUGUAUCUGGCAAUAAACAACAGCUGGUGGAGAGGUUGAGAACAUCUUGCAAUAAACUCAACAAUGGCUCAACAAGUGCUACCACAUCAUCUAAUAGCACAACAACAUUCACAGCAUCUAGUGCAUCAACAACUGCUACUACAGAUGCUUCAAAUCUACAUAAAGUUGCCAGCGCACCAAACAUGAUAACUGAAGACAGCCUGAAUGCUAGCUUGAACAGUGCACCUGGGUCUUUGAGCUCACCACCAGUGUCACCAGGCGGCAGCUCAGAGUACAGUCACUCCAUCAACUUGCCCAAUUCACCAAUGAGUGUAGCAGAUCCAAUGUCACCGCCACAAGUCAUAAUGCAUACUCAGCAUCCUCUCACGGCUAACAUCACUCAGGUGGUGAGUCCAGCACAGAAACAGACAGUGACAGUCACUCAACCUACUGUUCAGCCUGUGACAUUUAGUAUAUCAGCUCCAGCUACACCAACGCCAUCAACCACAGUUAGCAGUCUGGCAGCUCCAAUGGAUAUUGACAGUAAUAGUAACAUGGGAGCAUCUACCAGCGGAGGUGAAAUGAUGGAUAUAACUGAUUUUGACUUUGGUGACCUUUCAAAAAGUAACGAGAUCUUGAUUCACCAAAGGCGUCUGAUUGGAGCUCUGCAAGAACAACUUAGAUCACGGGAUCAGCAACUAUUCGAAAUGCAGCGUCAGACAAUACCAGAACCUCUCCUGUCAAACCCGCCGUCGCCACAAAGUGCACCUAACCAAGCCCCUCCCCCUCCCCCACCACCGCCACCCCCGCAUCCUCUGAACUUCUUCUUAGAUUCGGAGCAUACUUUGCCAAGUACUCUAUUGACUCCCACCACCCAACAAGCUAAAGUCAAGUCCCAGGUACCACCAGUACCCAACCUUUUUGAAGAUUCAGAAGUACAGGUGCCCAAUCAGCAACAUCCUUUGAUUGUUACUUUACCAGACGGGCACCAAACCAUUCUGUUUACAACAGCUACAGGCCAGCCUGUUACCAACUUGAGUAACAGUUCAAUUUCAAAGUCUGCAUCUCUACCGAGUAGUCCAACUGGGACCACCACAUCACUGGAAACUCCGGGGAUCCCAAGAUCUACAACCAAUCCUUCAUUAGAAGACACAAUGAGACUACCAUCAUAUUAUGAGGCUGUUAGCCUGAAAAAUGGUAACAAAUCAGGAAAACGUGCUGAGAAGGAUCAAUAUUUGGAAGAUUUAUUGGAGACUUUAAUACAGAAUGGAUAUAAUCCACCACCAUCAACGCCAAGGCAUUUUGAUGUACAUUCAUUCCCUACAGUGAUAACAUCGACCACCACUGCAACACCAACGGCUGUUGUGUUCACUACAGUACCAAUAUUGGCUAAUACAACACCCCAGAAUAUCCCUAGCAAGACGAUCAUUCUAAAUCAGCCUGUGACAGUUGCAACUAAACCAUCAUCUCUAAAUAGACAAGCACCUCCUGCUCUGACAAUCAACUCAGCAAUAAAUGCCCUUGCUCCAUCUGGGGAUAAACUAUCCCAGUCUCUCCCUCGUCAAGUUUUAGCGACUGAACUGCCGAUGGACGUUGAUAAUGGGGAUCCCAGUCUGGCUGCUCUAGAUCUAAGUACAUCUGAUAGAGAUAUGUUAGAUUUACAGAAUAGCAAAAUUGACACUGCUGGUAGUAAAAUGCCGAAAGUCAAGAUUGAACCUAUUGAAAUAGAAUCACAGCACUCGCCAUUAGGAAGCACACCAAGUAUUGAUUCUGAAUUGAACUGGUUAGAUUUGGUGAUUCCUGGCUCCGCUACUGGACUUACCCCUGUCAGUGGAGUUCCACCAGCUAUGAAUUUUUCAUUGGAUCCAUCAUCUGCUCUUGGAUCAGAUCCGUUCAGUAUAAACUUCUAUGAUCUGGCGGAUGUCAGCACUCCUACUGAACUGUACCACUUGGAAGGUGACCAAUUAGACAACAUACCUAUAGAUUGAUUGCAUUGCAUUGCAUGUGGCUAACUACAUAUAAACAACAUAUGUAAUUCUGCCUACCAUAUAUAUAUAUACAUUGACCAAUUUACAGCUGUUGUUUGAUGGUAUUAUACAUCAUAAAAAUGUUUGUAUUAUAUAUAGAUAAGACACACCUGUGUGCUGUUUGCCUACCAGGCAAUAGCAGACAGCUUUUUUCAAUGUACGAAAUUGGAAAAUAGUGCAAAUAUAGGCCCGCCCCGUUUGCUGGAGAUUAUUUUUGCAGGUGCACAUAAUUAUUAAAAUGUUCUCUCUCACUAUGACGGGUUAGUAAAUAAAUAAAAAAAUCACUGUAUAUUUUUUAGAAUUUCUCCAUUUUUAGUUGUCCAUUUGUGUAGAUAUGUGUAUUUUGCUGAAAUUCUGUUGCCAUCUGAACAUUCCAGGUUGUGUAGAAAGUCAUUUAUAUACACAUGGCAUGUUGUAAAAUGGAAUGCAAUCAUGUAAAAUAACAAUAAAAUUACGUCGCUGCACGGUGUUGAAAGAAGUGUGCCAAAUUUCAUGCAAUACAAGUUUUAUUGCUUUGACCAAUGUGUAGGUAAACAAUUAUGUGUAGUAAUUUGUCAUGCGAUCAUUUUACUGUGUUACCAAAACAGGUGCAUGGGAUUAUUAAGAGCAGAAAUUCUGAGAAAAAUUAAAUCACAUAGUUUAAUAAUUGACCUAAUUGUAAGCCACCCACAAAGAAGAGGCAACAAAAUUAUGCAUUUUGUUUUUGAAUAAAGUCAUGUGGCUACAUGUAUACAUAUAGAUACUCCUGAAAUUGAUUUGAGUUGAGCAUAACUCAGAAAAACAAUACGUCUGUUGCACUAUGUCUGUGUAUAUGAAAAAACAAUGCCCUGUUGCCAAGCAAAAAGGUAGUAGCCAUUAUUAUGUAUAAUCACAUUAGCUUUUGUAUUGGCUCUUCUUUGCGGUUGUAUAUAGUGUAAUAAAUACGCACUGCCUUUACUUCUAUCCUUGUACAUGCUUGAAAGAAACAGGAAAGUAUUUUUGUAUAUUUCAAAAUAAAAAAAAAAAAAAAAGGCUGUUUCCUGUCAGUGGCAAAACUGGCUUUACAUAUUGCUAUGU